CAGCAGGAGGCUUGGCUAGCUGAGCUACCCCAUUUCUCCCUUAUUCUCCUCCGAGCCUUUGCUUGCUGAGGCUGGGGCUUGGGGCAUGGCCAGGACGACGAGGAAGCUGCUGCUCUUCCUCCUCCACAUCUUCGCCAUCAUCCCCUUCCCCUUCGCAGAGGAGCUUCCCUGCUGCCCCGCUGCAGGUAAACAAAGUGUCCAUGAUGACCUGAAUCCGGUUCAGGUGACCAACCUGAUGACAACAGUCCCCUCUAACACCAACAAUCAUCACCGUGCCUUCCACAAACCCUACCAUCACAAUCCCUUCCUUGAACCCUCUGCCCACACCCAUCACAGCCCCCUCAACCAACCCCCCUUUUUCUGCCACGCCGGUUCCAGUCAUAUAUCCACUGCCUACGCAUCAUCCUCCGCACCAACUGUGCCGGUCACCAAUCCCGAUGUCACCACGCCUUCGACAUUCCCUCCGUCGGCACCACUGACCAACCCUGCAGCGUCAAGCCCAAUCACACCUCCAGCUGUUUCUGCAGGGCAGCAAGUCUGGUGUGUGGUCAAGGCUGCCGGCUCAACCGAAGCUGCGCUCCAGAAUGCGCUGGACUACGCAUGCGGCAUGGGAGGAGCAGAUUGUUCAGCGAUUCAGCCAUCGGGGAGCUGCUACUAUCCAAAUACCCUCCAGGCCCAUGCGUCUUUUGCUUUCAACAGUUAUUACCAGAGGAACCCUGCACCUUCCAGCUGCAACUUUGAGGGGACAGCAAUGCUCGUCAAUGCUAAUCCGAGCUCAGGGAACUGUGUCUUUGCAUCCUCCUCCUCCUCCUCCUCAUCAAGCUCUACUGUUGCGUACAAUCCUGCCUCCACUUCUUCUACCACUCCAUCCUCCUCCUCAUCCAGUAGUCCUGUUACUAGUGCAUCUGGUUCUGAUUCGGGAUCACCAGUGCUGAAUGCGAGCGGGUCAGGAUCUUCCGAACUGUCAGAGUUUGGGUCAGACAUCCCAGGAGCGGCCAACACGGGCAAUGGUUGGAGGUCAAUGUCGCCGUCCCACUGUACUUGA
This is a messenger RNA of Phragmites australis (common reed), 1045 nucleotides long. RefSeq names its product glucan endo-1,3-beta-glucosidase 12-like. Bases 86 to 1045 code for a protein of 319 amino acids. NCBI's taxonomy places the organism in Eukaryota, Viridiplantae, Streptophyta, Magnoliopsida, Poales, Poaceae. The transcript has 5 exons. The record is from RefSeq and is a predicted model, not a curated record.